Messenger RNA from Macaca mulatta (Rhesus monkey), 1077 nucleotides. Its product is annotated as olfactory receptor 10J1-like. Gene Ontology annotation, cellular component: membrane. Gene Ontology annotation, molecular function: G protein-coupled receptor activity; olfactory receptor activity. Lineage: Eukaryota; Metazoa; Chordata; Mammalia; Primates; Cercopithecidae. The record is from RefSeq and is a predicted model, not a curated record. Gene Ontology annotation, biological process: G protein-coupled receptor signaling pathway.
AGUCAUCCCCAAUAACUUGGCAUCUGUCCACGAACAGAAUCCUUAUUAUCUUCUUAGAGGAUUCACCUGCUGAAAGCAUUGGGCACUGAUGUCUUCUGACUAAUUGACCUAAGUCUCUGUAUUUUCGAUCCAUUUAUUUAUCCAAUGAAGAAAGAGAACCACACAGUGGUAAGGGAGUUUGUUUUCCAGGGUUUCUCCCGCUUUCAUGAACACAAGCUCACCCUCUUUGUGGUAUUUCUUACCUUGUAUCUGUUAACCCUGGCUGGCAAUGCCAUAAUUGUGACAAUUAUCAGCAUUGAUCGUCACCUUCACACCCCCAUGUACUUCUUUCUUAGUGUGCUUUCCGCUUCAGAGACUGUCUACACGUUAGUCAUUGUACCAUGGAUGCUCUCCAGUCUCUUAAGUCGAAGCAAACCUAUCUCUUUGGCUGGCUGUGCCACCCAGAUGUUUUUUUUUAUUACCUUGGCCAUCAACAACUGCUUUCUGCUCACAGCCAUGGGAUAUGAUCGCUAUGUGGCCAUCUGUAACCCUUUGAGGUACAAGAUCAUCAUGAACAAGAAAAUGUGUGCCCAGCAGGUAUGUGGGGCCUGCAGCGUUGGGCUGCUCAUGGCCAUAGUUCAGAUUUCAUCUGUGUUCAGGCUGCCUUUUUGUGAUAAAGAGGUGGCCCAUUAUUUCUGUGAUAUCCGCCCAGUUAUGAAACUUUCCUGUGUUGAUACUACUCUACAUGACCUAAUUAAUUUUGUUGUUAGUUCCCUGGUUAUUGUGGUGACCCUGGGUUUGGUCUUCAUCUCCUACAUCCUCAUCAUCUCUACCAUCCUCAAGGUCACCUCUCCUGAGGGCCGGAAAAAGGCUUUUGCAACUUGUGCCUCCCACCUCACUGUGGUCAUCAUCCACUAUGGCUGUGCCUCCAUUGCCUACCUCAAGCCCAAGUCAGAGAACACCAGGGAUCAGGACCAGCUAAUUUCAGUGACAUACACCGUCUUUACUCCACUACUUAAUCCUGUUGUGUACACUUUGAGGAACAAGGAGUUCAAGAAUGCCCUUCACCGUGCUAUUGGCAAAAAACCUUUUGCCUAG